This is a messenger RNA of Macrosiphum euphorbiae (potato aphid), 1587 nucleotides long. NCBI's taxonomy places the organism in Eukaryota, Metazoa, Arthropoda, Insecta, Hemiptera, Aphididae. The record is from the annotation of a GenBank genome assembly.
AUGGAAGAACUAAAAGACAAAAGUUUACAUUUAACCGCUGAAAAACUAGCUGAAGAACUUCAAAAAAUGGAUAUUUAUAAUGAAUUUUAUGAAGAUUUACAGAUGCUAGCUGCUUCCCAAGAUGUAUCCAUAGAUGACUUUAAAAAGACCUUGGUGCAAGCAGUGAACAUAGGGAGCAUGGAAACUAAUCUAAGAAACGCGGUAUUCCAUUGGUUGAGAAGUCAUGGAAAUAAUAAACAAAUUGUGGUUAGGGACGAAAUAACGAGUAGAGAGUCGUUAGACUAUUUGAGAAAAGCUCAAAUCACGUGGGAAAGAAGAAUACAGAAAUCGUUGGAAUCUAUGUGCGAGGAAAUAGGUAUAAAUCUAUCUUGUCUUAGGUCCAGUGCUGAUCGAGAUGAAAUGUUACAAAAAUGGAACGAACUCAGUACAUACAAUACGUGUUUGGAAAGACUGAGACCGGUGUAUGCACCGAAAGAUUUUUUAGAAGUGUUAUUUUCAUUGCAUAAUCCUAAUUACCGAAUGAUAUCUGAUGAUAUGAUAUGGGAUUUUACGUACCUGCCGCUGAAAGUUAAGACACUACCAGAACUGAGACAUCAUUAUAGGGAUUUGGCCACUGCCGAUUUGCUGUUAGGUUUAACUUGUUGUCAAUGUCUGACGGCUUUGUCAUGCGGGUCGACGUCACAGGGAGAACAAGAACGAAUCGCUUUGGGAGAAAAAGUUCUACAACAUCAGCAUGCACCAGUGUGUCAAGAGUUUCUAAAAUUGGGUGCACCUCGCAGUCUCCGGGGCAGGCUCUGGGCACAAAUUCUAGGAUCUAGUGCGAAGACUUCGGAACAACAUUACUCGGAAUUAAAACAACGCGUGUUGCACUUUGAUAUGUUGAUCGACAAAUUGAUCACGAAAGACGUUCAACUAACAGCGUGCAACGACGAUCAAUACUUCGUAUUCGAAGACGUCUUACAUCAGAUAAUGUUGUGUUUUACUCGCGAUACUGACGUGUUGUCAGUGUUCAACAACUCGACCAGCCAUCCAAUACUUACGUCGUUGAAGGGCAAACCACCUAUCGAGGCAAUAUAUCCUCCCAAUGGCAUUAUACCUUUCCACGGUUUUACAAUGUAUGCUGCCCCCGUUUGCUAUUUGUUCAACGACCCUGUACCAUUGUACUACACGUUCAGAGCAUUCUACCUGCGUUACUGGUUCAGAUUGCAUGUGAUAAGUUCACACCCGCAAAGCAUACUUGGACUAUGCAUUUUGUUCCAGCGGCUUUUACAGAGACACGAAACUAAGAUUUGGUCGCAUUUUAUGAGCCACAACAUUCACCCUAUCAGAGUGGUAUUCAAAUGGAUCAUGAAGGGAUUCAGUGGGCAUUUACUUCCAGAACAAUUACUUAACCUGUGGGACAUGGUUAUAGCUUACGACUCCCUGGAAGUAUUGCCACUUUUGGCAGUUGCGAUUUUAAGUUUCAGAAAAGACAAUCUGCUUCAAGUAAACACUUUACAAAACGUAGAUUCAGUUCUGGUAGAUUUGUCAUCGUUAAACGUAAUGUCUUUGCUACAGUUAGCACUAAAAGGACCAAUUAAAAUGUAA